UUUCUUUGUUACAUGAAUGCAGGUCUUUAUUUCUCUCCAUGUGUGCACGUCUCUCUAUUUUAAUAACUAUCAUUGUGAAUCUUUAUUGUAAGUUUUGAAAUGCCUUUUUGUCAUACUACACUAGAUGACGAACAACACUUUCAUUAUCAAUGCUCUGAGCAUGGAAACUUAAAACAUCGAUGCCUGCCAUUGGAAAUCGAUGUUUGUUGCGUAACCAUAGACAACAAUCCUAGAGACAAAUAAAAGCCUUGCGGAAUAUCUGGCGAGCCCAGACGGGGAUCGAAUCAGGGAGAACCCGUGAGUCAGGGUUUCCCUCCCAGCAGAAGUGAAAAAAGAAACCAAAAGUACAAGUUUACUUUCUAGACGUUUAAUCCUUUUAUUAGGAAGACACUAGGGGAGGAUGCCCGUGUACCAGCCCAAGGUUCCUGUCUGUGUGGCCAUCGGAUGUAGCGCGGUGGCCUUGGUGUGCCAGUUCGUGGCUGUAGUCGGAACCGGGUGGAUGACAUCGACCCUUUAUGGUUCAUCCCAGUCUGGGCUGUUCUGUGCUAAAGGCAGUUGUGAUAAUGAUACUGGAGAUGGUGGCUGGAUAAAAGCUUGCCAGGCCUUCUCCAUUCUGGCACUGCUGACUAUUACCGCCAGUCUUGUUCUCGGAGUUGUCCACAUCUUCAAAGAAGACACACAGAAGCUGACACUUCUUGCUCGGCUUUGCAGUCUUGCCGCGGCCGUUUGCGUGGCAGUGGAAGUGGGAGUAUACCUCGGUAAAACUUUAUCGGGUGUCAUUCAACUUUGGCCUGUGCUUUUUUACGGGUACUGCUUCUUCCUGUCAGUCGUUGCUGGUAUCUUGAUGAUCGUGGCCGUCAUCCUUCAUAAGCCUUAAUGGUGACAAUGGUGCGGAUGGCAUGUGUCACAUAUGAGCACACUUGUACCACUCUGGCUUUUUAAUUUAUUCUGUUGAUAAAAAAUGUGGAAAGUUUUUGCCCAAGCCGGCAUCCAUGAGUUGUGAUCAAGAAAGCCGCGAGUCUAGUAAAGUUAGCACUUAGAUAUAAUUAUUUAGUAAUGCCGGACUUUGUUUCUCUCGGGCUCUCUCUCUCUGUAAACAUAUAGACACUCUUUUUUUUGGCUCUGGUUUUGCUUUUUCUUUGUUGCACAUGUUGUGGCAUCACACCCUUGUUCUAUUAGAUUGUGAAUGUUAAGUGAUUUUGAAUGGAGAGGAGUUCUGUAGCUUUAUCUUCCAUGACCUGCACACCACUUUUCAUUUUAGUGGACAGUUUAGGUAGGUGUAGCCUCCCGUGUGUGUUAAAGUGUGAUGAAUGUGUUGGCCACAGAGA
Pomacea canaliculata is the source of this 1328-nucleotide messenger RNA. RefSeq lists its product as uncharacterized. Lineage: Eukaryota; Metazoa; Mollusca; Gastropoda; Architaenioglossa; Ampullariidae. Bases 401 to 877 code for a protein of 158 amino acids. The transcript has 4 exons. The record is from RefSeq and is a predicted model, not a curated record.